Molecule: messenger RNA, 529 nt
Organism: Durio zibethinus
Lineage: Eukaryota; Viridiplantae; Streptophyta; Magnoliopsida; Malvales; Malvaceae
Source: RefSeq, a predicted model, not a curated record
ACAUUUCUCGAUACUUCUCAUCACAAAAAAUUAAAAAGCUUUUUGACAUCCAAGCUUCUGUCUCUUGUUGGUUACUUUUUUGUCACUGAAUUUUCCAAACUUUAAGAGGCCAUGGCUAAGGAAAUUGAGGUUGGUGGUGAGUUCCAAGCCAAGGACUACCAUGAUCCUCCACCAGCUUUGUUGGCCGACGCCCAGGAGUUGACACAGUGGUCCUUUUACAGGGCUAUAAUAGCUGAGUUCAUUGCCACGCUCUUGUUUUUGUACAUCACUGUGUUGACAGUGAUCGGUUACAACAGCCAGGUUGAUCCUGCAAAGGGCGGUGAUGACUGUGAUGGUGUUGGCAUUCUUGGCAUUGCUUGGGCUUUUGGUGGCAUGAUCUUUAUCCUUGUUUACUGCACUGCUGGUAUCUCAGGUAAGUUUUAACUCUCUACUGAUCAUGUCUUGUAACUAGGAUGAAAAAGGGUAGUUUAAGAAGAUGAAGCAUUGUAUGAAAUAAUUAUGCCACAUUAGUUUUUUUUUAUUUAAAUUA